AUGGAAAACGAGAUCCAACAGCUUCGACAAGCUCUGCUUAAUUCAACUCCGAGCACUUCAUCCUCGAACCAAUUUCGCGAGAGAAAUGAUGACGUACCUAAUCCUAGUGACUGGGAGGCUCAACUGUCUGAUUCCCCCUCUGAAACAGUUAACCCUCCUCCGAUACCCUUCCUCGCAUUACCUCAACAAAGCCCCGGAAGGACACCAGCAACUUCCUCAUCUGCACCGUACAGAAUUCUUGGUGAUGUUGGCCUCACAAUUGGCCAGGUGACUGAACAUUUCAAGACUUAUUUUGGUCGUUGUCACCGAUACUUGCCGUUCAAGAUGAGGGCCCACUCUGCUGAUGAUAUCUACUCCAAAUGUCCUCUCCUGUUUUGGGUCAUUUGUGCAGUAACUUCCAGCUUGAAAUCCCAGUUCCAGCUCGCACCCAUGAUCCAAGCCAUGAUUGCAGAUAUCCUUCACUCCAGCGCACAUUCAAUCGAGACAGUCCAGGCGCUCCUCAUCCUCUGCAUGUGGCCGUUCAGGAUUACGAAGUUGAUUGAUGACCCAUCAUAUUUCUAUUGCGGUCUCGCAACUCAAAUCGGUCUACAACUUGGUCUCCACCGUCCAAAUCAAACACAUUCACACCAUUAUAGUGCAGAAACCAAUUCAACUGGCAAAGAUGACGAGGUCAAACUGACCACUUGGCUAGCCUGUUUUGUAGUAAAUCAAAUGCAAUCAAGCUGCCUUGGGAUACCACCAUCGACGUCGGCAGACUUUCAUCUACUAAAAUCGUUUGACAAUCCUGCAGUCGAUUCCGAUCUGUCUCAACUUUGUCGCAUUUAUCAACUGCUCAGUCAAUCCACUCUGGCUAUAAGUGUGAAUGGCUCGACUCCCUCGGGAAUGCUCGAAUCGGACGCCCGCCUGAACAUGAUGAAGCUUUGUGGCGAGCAGCUUUCUGAACUGCAAGUUCAACACCUUGAGAACAUGAGCAUUGUUGUCAAGAUUCAUUUCCUGUGCUCGAGACUCCAACUGUGGUCUUUUGCACUCCUCGGUGAUAUGUACAUGUCAAAAGAGUUGCAGGAUAUCAUCAAAAAGGCAGAAGAUGACGCGUGUGAAAUCAUCGAACUUUGCUACGGCAUGAAUCUCACCGUCGCUCCGUACCAUAUCUGCCGAGCGAUAUGUUACAGCGCUGUUGCACUGGCCCGAAUUAUCCGGCUGGCGCAAACCACACGGAGCGAGGUCCUUGAAGAUAUCAUUGAACGUGUUCGACAUGCACUGAGUUCGGCUUCAAGCUCAGAAGACGAUAUCAUUAAUAAAGCCUCCGUGAUGUUGAGAAAGCUGCCAUAUUUGGAGGAUAGAAGACGGUCUCCUCCAAUCUUGUCUCGGAUGGGAGCUUCACUUUUAUACGACUCGAUGAAAAUGUGUUGGGAGAAUUCGCAUGAAAGUCGUCCGAACGAUCAACUUGAAAACAUUAGUCUUGAUGGAUUUGACUGGAGUAGUCUAGCCCUGUAG
This is a messenger RNA of Rhinocladiella mackenziei CBS 650.93, 1494 nucleotides long. RefSeq lists its product as uncharacterized. The transcript has a single exon. Gene Ontology annotation, molecular function: transcription cis-regulatory region binding; zinc ion binding; DNA-binding transcription factor activity, RNA polymerase II-specific. Gene Ontology annotation, cellular component: nucleus. The record is from RefSeq and is a predicted model, not a curated record. Lineage: Eukaryota; Fungi; Ascomycota; Eurotiomycetes; Chaetothyriales; Herpotrichiellaceae. The coding region runs from base 1 to 1494 and encodes 497 amino acids. Gene Ontology annotation, biological process: regulation of DNA-templated transcription; DNA-templated transcription.